This is a messenger RNA of Orcinus orca (killer whale), 3570 nucleotides long. RefSeq names its product glycosyltransferase 1 domain containing 1 (gene GLT1D1). Gene Ontology annotation, molecular function: glycosyltransferase activity. Bases 666 to 1775 code for a protein of 369 amino acids. The record is from RefSeq and is a predicted model, not a curated record. Lineage: Eukaryota; Metazoa; Chordata; Mammalia; Artiodactyla; Delphinidae. The transcript is spliced from 12 exons.
CUGGGGCUGUGGCUUCAGAGGAGGACUCUCUGAGGAGGUGACAUCCAGGCCAAGACCCCAGUGACAGAAGGAGGCAGCCACUCAAGGAUCUGGAAGGAUGGAUGGCCCUGGGACAGAGUAACAGCACGGAUACAGGUCCUGGGGUCAGAGCAAGCUUGACAGGCUUGAGAAACAGAAAGAAUCCAUGCUCUCUGGCCUACGGCAAGGAAAGGAGGUCAGAGAGAGAGGGACCAGUCCAGCAGAGCCUGCACCCAUAGUUUAUGCUGUGGAAACUAGCAAGAACAUCCAUUAUUUAACACUGCACCCCUCGCUCGAGCUGUCCACCGGAGCCCCAAUCUUCCAAAGGCUUGCAGCCACCCAAGGGCCCUCAGGGGAGCCAGGCGGGCACUUCCACGGACAUUCAGCAGGGUGCAGGGCCCUUUAGUUACUUUGUUCUUUGUUUUCCUGGCUGUGCAUGACGCAGAAUAAAGAUUGUUCUUUGUGCUUUGCUCUGUCUUCAGAGCCAGGCUUUAGUCUCCCCUUCACUCAGGAAGGAUGGCUGGGGGUGGGGGGGAAGAAAAAGGGAAAAGCGGAAGUUGCUGGAAGACAUCUUCUGUCUUGUGAAAGCCUAGGUUCCUUGAGGAGAGGAUGCUCGGUCUCCUGAAGGGGAGGGCAGGGAGGUUUCCAUGGUGACAGACUUCCCUGGGAGCCAAUUACCAGGAAGCAGUGAGAACCAGAGGAGCUCCUCAAACGUUCUCUGUGGAAGACCCCUGCGACCCUCAAGGGACCUGGGCAGCAGCGGAGGGAGCCCCCCCUCAAAUGAGGACCAUCUAGAAGCUGCGGGUCACGUGUGUAUUCUGAAAAAUGCCUUGGACUUUGAAAGCCCAUCCGAAAUCUCCAACUUCAUCAAGGCUGAGAGCUUGGAGGCAGCUAUGGCUCUUCAUCUAUAUAGAGGGGGUAGACUUCUGCCAGGUCAUGGAAUUCCUUUUGGAAUCAUCUUUGGUGGAACUGAUUUAAAUGAAGACGUCAAGCAGGGAGAAAAAAACAAAGUGAUGGGAAAAGUCCUAGAAGAAGCCAGAUUCGCUGUCGCUUUCACGGAGUCAAUGAAGGAAACGGCACAAAGGCAGUGGCCACAUGCCAAGGAUAAGAUCUAUGUCCAGAGUCAAGGAAUUGCAACAGUGCCGAACGCCACCUUUAACUGGAACACCUUCCUUCAGCGUUCAGAGAUUAACCAAAGUGCUGACAGUCUACACGUGUUUCUCCUGAUCUGUGGACUCCGACAGGUGAAAGACCCUCUCUAUCUGGUGGAUGCAUUCUCAGAAUGGCAUCAAGAGGAGCCCAGCGUUUACAUGGUUAUCGUUGGCCCUGAAGUUGAUCCGGUGUUCACAAGGGAAGUAAAAGCCAAAGUAAAGAGGACCCCUGGGGUACGGUUGAUCGGGGAGAUGACCCGGGAAGACCUCCACGCGGUCGUGAAGAAUUGCUUCGCGGUGGUGAACAGCUCUGUCUCUGAAGGCAUGUCAGCCGCAAUCCUGGAGGCAAUGGAUUUGGAAGUCCCUGUGUUGGCAAGGAACAUCCCUGGGAACGCGGCAGUGGUGAAGCACGAAGUUACAGGAUUGCUGUUUUCUGACCCUCAGGAGUUUGUUCGGCUGGCAAAGAGACUGGGGGGCGAUCCGGCGUUAGAAAAACAAAUCGUGGCCAACGGAAGGGAGUAUGUGAGAAUGUAUCAUUCGUGGCAGGUGGAGAGAAACACCUAUGGGCACCUGGUCAGGAUGCUGGAGGGAAGCAGUGAGGACUAAGGGCGUGCCUGGUGCCGUGAGACGUUCAGCCCUGGGCAGACACGCAGGGGCAGGGCUCUGGGCAGAGGGGCCAUCCAGUCGAAAUCAAGCCGGGUUCAUUGGAACUGUAGAUCAUUUGUCAUAAGGCGAUUCAUCCAGAACCUCUCUGUGCUUCCAGGUAACAGCCCAGAUGCGUUUCCUGAUCAGUCCUCAUGGAGAUGCAGUACUAAUUGGGGCAGGGUAACUGGUUUUAAGGGGCAUCAGGGAGAGAGUUUGAUUAGCUGCUUUAGGACUUCCAGGGACCGUAGGGGCUUAUCUGUAAGCCGUCACAGGGAAGAGUAGGCCCCUCUCCCCUGUCUUCUGAUGACCUGUCACCCAUCACUGUCUGUUCAAAGAGCAAAAGCAAAAGUCAGACGUGUGGGCUGAGAGGGUUACUGGCAGUGAUUAUAAUGUGGUACACACCCUGAAGCCAAUCUGGGGCCCUGACAGAUGUGCGGCUGGGCCCCCAGGCUCUAAACACUGGAAACAGUGCUGUGCAUGAGUUGACCUCAUCAGUCAUGUAACUGAAAGAGCGAGGAGUGCUCUAAAUAAGCAGGCCAACCCCUGCUCCCCCCAUAGGCUCCACCCGCCUCCUGGUUGAAUUUGGGUUGAAAACCAGUUGGAACAAAGCCCAUUAUCGCCCAUGGCCUGGAAAAUACUGGAGCCUGGCUCUUUGGGUUCAGCAUCAGGGACCCAGCAUCAGGGACCCAAGGAUGAGUGUCGAUCUGGUCACCAGCCUCCAGCCCAUCGCAGAACCGGCACUCGGGUCCCCUUGACCUUAUCCAUCACGAGGCGAGUUUAACCAAGUGUCGUCAUCACUGUAAGGACGUCUGGCUGCACCGGUGCUGCAUUCCCCAAACCCUGUGCUUGUUCUCCUUGGUGGCGGUACUUGCCUCUGUUGGAUCCUGAAAUCCCUGCUGUCUCAUGGACGUUCCAUGACAACAACUGGGGGCGAAAUGCUCUGUUUCUCGUGUGAGGUGAGGAAACAACCCGGUCCAGAAGGAGGAGAUGAAGGUGGCUCCGAGCCCGUCAGAAGAAGCGUUUCCUUAGUGUUUGUUCCAAUACCUGCAGGCCCUGGAGUGGGGAGGAGGGAUCCACAUCAUCUUUGCCUCAGACUUCACGACAUCUUGGACUCUUUUCUUUCCAACCAUCCUAUUUUUGUGAACGACCAAACCUACAUCUUGUUUUUAAAAGAGUAAGCCUCAGACCGAACGUCUUAAACUCUAAUGACUUGGGGAUAAGAACAGCACGUUUAUGGAUUCUGUACCAUGUCCCUUCCUGAGUCGUUCUACGCCUCAAUCUCAGAACAGGAUCCCUUCCCAAAGGCAGUUACCUGGAACCUGAAGAUGCUCCUGGCACCCAGGAUUUGCUGUCCUGCUAACAAUACCCCUCACAGUCCCCCCUUUUUUGGCAUCUGAGGGUCACUAGGGUCGGGGCUCCCCUGUGGCCAUAGCGAAGAGAGGGAGGGAGAAACAGGGUCCAAACUCCAGGUGGACAGCUCCGUCUGAGUCUGGAAUCAGCGAUGCCAGCCUAAGGAAAGGCCGCGUGCGUGUUGUCCCGGGUACCAGCCAUCGAUGCUGCUGUUGAUAAAAUGCUGGUGGUCGGGAAGCUCCGCUCUCGUCCUGGUUGCAUGACAUGGUAGGUGCUUCGCUCCAGUGAGCCUCAGCAUCGUUCAUUCGUGUCUUUAUAGAAACUCUCACACAUGCUGCACGCCCUUUGGGGAAGGGCGUGUGGGUUUUAAAUGAAUAAAGUGUCACCAUCCGCUCUAGAGAAAGAG